This is a messenger RNA of Neurospora hispaniola, 261 nucleotides long. RefSeq lists its product as uncharacterized. The transcript has 3 exons. Bases 1 to 261 code for a protein of 86 amino acids. Lineage: Eukaryota; Fungi; Ascomycota; Sordariomycetes; Sordariales; Sordariaceae. The record is from RefSeq and is a predicted model, not a curated record.
AUGUCCUCCGUUCAAUUCAGAACCUUGGGCACGCCAACGGGCGCCCUCCAGGGCUCCCAGCAACUUCAGAGUCCGCCCCCGGGUGUUUGUGCGCCGCCCCAGAUCUCCGCUGCUUCUCCCAAGAACGCCGUCCCGUACCCAACCUUGGUCCGCUCGACCCAGAGCUUCUCGCCGUCUACCGCCCCUGCGGACUUUUACGAGUCCUACACCGACCCUGCCAUCCUCCCUUCUUGGCUCCAACAACAGCAGAAGCAAGCUUAA